Pimephales promelas (fathead minnow) is the source of this 1232-nucleotide messenger RNA. It is a transcript of the gene tmem106c, whose product is annotated as transmembrane protein 106C. The record is from RefSeq and is a predicted model, not a curated record. NCBI's taxonomy places the organism in Eukaryota, Metazoa, Chordata, Actinopteri, Cypriniformes, Leuciscidae.
CUGCAGAGCAAAGAGGGAGAAGACAAACACAAACAGCGGAAUCACUCCGACGCAGGAGAGGAGUUAAAACACUGACGUCUGUGAGUCUGUACACUUCAACGUGUGUUGUAUCAGGCUGGAGCUCGUGUGGGCUUCUUCUCAUGGGUGCAUCUGUGUGCCGGUACGGGCGCUCGCUCCUGCCUGUCCGGGGUCACGGCAGGGUCGAGGACCAUAAGGGGGAUUUGAUAGGUGGGGAUGACUCUUUGGACGGGCUGGACAGACAGGAGGACAUCGCCCAGUUCCCCUAUGUGGAGUUCACAGGCCGAGACAGCAUCACCUGCCCCACCUGCCAGGGGUCCGGACGCAUCCCAUCAGGUCAGCUGAAUGAGUUGGUUGCUCUGAUACCCUACAGCGAUCAAAGGUUACAGCCACGGUGGACGAAGUCGUAUGUGGUGCUGUCAGUGGUUUUGUGCCUGCUGGCGUCUGUUCUGGUGGCGUUCUUCCUGUUUCCACGUCCCGUGCUGGUCGUUGACGACGGCAUUCGCUCGGUGACGGUCCACUUCGACCGUAACAACAGCAAAGUGCUCAUCAACAUGACGAGCUCCCUGAACUUCACCAACUCUAAUUUCUUCACGGUGUUGGUGGACAGUGUGAGCUGUCAGGUGCUCUACAUGAAGACUGUCAUUGGUUCCCAAACACUGGACAAUGUCAUCCACAUUCAGCCUCUCAGCCAGAGACAGGUCAACUUCACUGUCAGUGUGGAGAUUGGAGGAAGCCUCUCUUAUGUUUAUGCCUUUUGCACCAUGGCAAGCAUCAAGGUCCACAACAUUGUGGUGUUCAUGCAGACCUCAGUGAAGACCUCCUACAUGGUGCGGACGGCCCAGAACACACUGGAGUCUUACCGCUACAUCGACUGCGGCGCCAACACCACCACCCACCAGCCCUCUGGGAUGAUGUGGUCCAAACCUCACUUCCCUCAGGAUGGGAAACUGCUCAGGUGAAACAACUGAACGGCUGGGAUCUCAAUGGCAGCGCGGUUUCAUCCAAUCGACUCCAAAUUCUGUGCUUUACUGAUACUGAACAGAGCAGCUAUGUUGAAAGAUAUUGCUUGAAUGAAUCCCUCAGUAUGAAACAUAUGCUCUCUGCUCAAGGUCAAUUCGAGAGCUUCUCACCUGCUAUAGCUUAAAGGGAUAGUUCACCCAAAAAUGAAAAUUCUGUCAGUAUUUACUCGCCCUCAUGUUGUUCCAACCCCG